CAGCCCUGCAGGUUGGCAGGUCAGGGGAAGGAGAGGCAUUGUAAAAGUAUCUCUCGGGGUAACUAGUAGGCUUCAACCUGAGUGGCUGACUUAAUGACUGAGUGAGAGAAAGACAGAGGAGGAGUGGACUCUUUUUUCCCUCUUUCUGCAGAAUUCCUCCAGUCACUCCUGGCUGGCGAUGGGAAUCGGAAGAGCUUUCCUGUGAUUCAGAAUACAGAGACACAGCAUUCAGGACACUCUUGUGUCUGACGCUCUGGGAAAAUUUACAAAGGGAGUUUAUUUCAGAAGUUGGAGCAGAGUUUUUGGACGUUUUAGGUAUAGUGAAUUGCGUGAAGUUAGAGUGUAUUUUUGGAAGUUGGAGAAGAGUUUUGGGACACUUUGAUAAGAGGGACACUGAGUGAGUGGAAUUGAAGUGUACUUGGGAUAGUGUGAUAGUUGCACUGGCUUGGUCCUGGGUUUUUGGAAGGACCAUGGCAGGGGCAGGCAUUACCAGGAAGGGUUCUGGGAGACCCUCGUACUACUACAGGUUUCUGGGCCGCACUCGUCUCCAACGGCAACGCAGCAGGUCCCGCAGCCGCACCAGACCAGCAGCCAGCAGGGAGUCGCCCCCGGAGCGAACGGGCCGCCGACGGAGCAUGCCUGGUGGUGCGCCGGACAAGAUCACCCACACCAUGGAACCUGCCGCAGCAGCCACGCCCUUCAGAGUCACCGGCUUUCUGAGUCGGAGGCUGAAGGGUUCUAUAAAGCGUACUAAGAGCCAGCCCAAACUGGACCGUAACUCCAGCUUCAGACACAUCCUGCCUGGCUUCAGGAGUGUGGACAAUGAGAGAUCUCAUCUGAUGCCGAGGCUGAAGGAGUCUCGCAGCCACGAGUCAUUGCUCAGCCCCGGUAGUGCUGUGGAGGCCGUGGACCUCAGCAUGGAGGAUGAGGUGCUCAUCAAACCUGUUCACAGCUCCAUCCUCGGACAGGACUACUGCUUCGAGGUCACCACUUCAACGGGAACGAAAUGUUUCUCCUGUCGAUCGUCAGCCGAAAGGGACAAGUGGAUGGAGAACCUGAGGAGAGCCGUCCACCCCAACAAGGACAACAGCAGGCGGGUGGAGAACAUGCUGAAGCUGUGGAUCAUCGAAGCCAAGGACCUUCCUGCCAAGAAGAAGUACUUCUGCGAGCUGUGUCUGGACGACGCCCUGUACGCCCGCACCACCUGCAAGCUCAAGACCGACAACGUCUUCUGGGGCGAGCACUUUGAGUUCAACAACCUCCCGGCCGUCAAAAGCAUCACGGCCCACCUCUACAAGGACUCGGACAAGAAGAAGAAGAAAGACAAGAACAACUACAUUGGACUGGUCAACAUCCCUGUUGCCGCGGUGACGGGGAGGCAGUUUAUGGAAAAGUGGUACUCUGUGAGCACGCCGACGCCCAAUAAGGGUAAGACGCCGGGGCCCAUGAUCCGGAUCAAGGCCUGCUACCAGAGCAUGAACAUCCUGCCUAUGGAGAUGUAUAAGGAGUUUGCAGAGUACACCACCAAUAACUACAUGUUGCUGUGCUCUGUGCUGGAGCCUGGCAUCAGUGUGAAGAACAAGGAGGAGAUGGCCUCUGCCCUGGUCCACAUUCUACAGAGCACCGGCAAGGCCAAGGACUUCCUGACUGACCUGAUGAUGUCAGAGGUGGACCGGUGUGGGGAGAACGAGCACCUGAUCUUCCGGGAGAACACCCUGGCCACCAAGGCUAUAGAGGAGUACCUCAAACUGGUGGGGCAGAAGUAUCUGCAGGACGCACUUGGUGAGUUUAUCAAGGCGCUGUAUGAGUCAGAUGAGAACUGUGAGGUGGACCCGUCCAAGUGUUCGUCUAAUGACCUGCAGGAGCACCAGAGCAACCUGAAGAUGUGCUGCGAGCUGGCCUUCUGCAAGAUCAUCAACUCCUACUGUGUGUUUCCACGGGAACUGAAGGAGGUGUUUGCGUCGUGGCGACAGGAGUGCAGUAGCCGGGGCCGACCAGACAUCAGCGAGCGGCUGAUCAGUGCGUCUCUGUUCCUGCGCUUCCUGUGCCCAGCCGUUAUGUCACCGUCGCUCUUCAACCUGAUGCAGGAGUACCCUGACGACCGCACCGCACGCACACUCACGCUCAUCGCCAAGGUCACCCAGAACCUGGCCAACUUCACCAAGUUUGGCAGUAAGGAGGAGUACAUGUCCUUUAUGAACCAGUUCCUGGAACACGAGUGGACCAACAUGCAGCGCUUCCUGCUGGAGAUCUCCAACCCGGAGACCAUCUCCAACACAGCAGGGUUCGAAGGUUACAUCGACCUGGGACGGGAGCUGUCCACCCUGCACAACCUGCUGUCAGAGGUCGUCUCUACCAUGGACCAGACCUCCGCCUCCAAACUGGGGCCUCUACCCAGGAUCCUCCGGGAGGUGAACACAGCGCUGACCAAUCCGUCCAGUAUGACCAUGACCAUGACCGCUCCGUCCCCCUCUGACCGUACAGGGUCUCCGCCCAACACCGGGGCAGGCUGCAGCAUCUCCACCGGCCUGCAGAAGAUGGUCAUCGACAAUGACCUCUCAGGGUUGGUGGACUUCACCAGGUUACCCUCCCCGACCCCGGAGAACAAGGACCUUUUCUUCGUCACCAGGAAUUCUGGGAUCCACCCGUCCCCGGCUCGCAGCUCUAGCUACUCCGAGUCCAAUGAACCUGAGCUGGGCAUGGCCAACGGCAGCAAAAGCCUGUCCAUGGUGGACCUCCAGGACCCCCGCAUCUUAGAGGGCGGCCCCUCAGACGGACUGGGAGAGGGCAUCGUUCCUGGGGGAGUGUGGUCAGCCCGGACCCCCCAGGGUAACAUCAUUGGAGGUCCUACACUGAGGAGGCCGGUCCAGACCCCCACCACCCCUGGGUCGGAGAGUGCCCCAAGCAGGCCGGCUCAGCUUCUGGCACCCCUGUCCUUCCAGAACCCCGUCUACCAGAUGGCGGCAGGGCUGCCAGUGUCGCCGCGAGGCAUGGCCGACUCAGGCUCCGAGUGCCACAGCUCCCACAGUUCCCAUAGCAACAAUGAGGACGGGCUGGGAGGAGGAGGGAAACACAACACCUUCCUGAACCACGGAGGAGGUGGUGGUGGUGGUGGGGGGAGUAGCGGGGAGGAGUAUGCACGUCGUUCGGGGGAGUUUGUAGGCACGCGGAGGCAGCUGUCACUCACAGAGGCCCAGCCCACCAUGCCCAGACAAAACAACGCCGGCCCCCAGCGCAGGAUAGACCAGCCCCCUCCGCAGACCACCGUCACCAGGGGCCGCACGCCGCCGAACCUGCUCAACAGCGGGCCCUACCCGCGCCCCUCCAGCGGCAGCAUGAUGUCAUCAUCGCCCGACUGGCCCGGCAGUGGUGCGCGGCUACGGCAACAGUCGUCGUCAUCAAAAGGAGACAGCCCCGAGACCAAGCAGAGAGCCCAGCACAAACAGGCCCCCUCCCCAAUGAACCCCAAUGCGCUGGACCGUACGGCUGCCUGGCUGUUGAAUAUGAAUGUGCAGUAUGUAGACCAUGAGGGGAUGGACCCCGAGUUCAGAAACAGAGAGGAUCUCACUCUGGCCGAGAAGUACCAGCAGGAGAUCGUGGUCCUCCAGGAGAAGCUGCGUGUGUCGGUCCAGAAGCUGGAGGAGUACGAGGCUCGUCUGAAGGGCCAGGAUGACGGAGGUCCGAAGGUUCUGAUGGAGUACCAGGCACGGCUGGAGGAGUCUGAGGAACGCCUGAGGCGACAGCAGGACGACAAGGACCUCCAGAUGAAGGGUAUUAUCAGCAGGCUGAUGUCUGUGGAAGAGGAGCUGAAGAAAGACCAUAGUGAUAUGCAGGCUGCGGUCGACUCCAAACAGAAGGUCAUUGAUGCACAGGAGAAGCGUAUCGCGUCUCUUGACGCAGCCAACGCCCGUCUGAUGAGUGCCCUGACCCAGCUGAAGGAGCGCUACAGCAUGCAGACCCGUAACGGCAUAUCCCCGACCAAUCCCACCAAGCUCCAGAUCACUGAGAACGGAGAGUUCAGGAACAGCAGCAACUGCUAGAGAGAGUCUAAUAGAGAGUGUAUGUGUGUGUGUGUGUUGGCUGGUGCUUGUAAAGGACACUUCCUUAUAUGGACACUAAACGGGGGUUAGUCUGAGUGAGGAGACCACUGUGAGGGGCCAAGCAGCGAGGAGGCAGGACUUCAGUUUGACAGACAGCUGACCAAGUCAGUGACAGCGAAUCAUUGGACAGAGCUGAACACCAGUGGGCCCUGCAGAGGAGGAGGCGGGACAAGCUGUAGAUAUGAACUGAACUCUCCAUUAAUCAACCGAUUUGGAUCUUUCCAUUGGAUGUAUGCAGUUGCUGGGACAAUUUCAGACUCUCUUCCCUAUAAAGCUUUGGACAAAUCACUAUAAUCAACACAAUGUCUGUCAGAUAGUCACCCAAUCCUCUCUUCCCCUCUCCUCUGUUUUCCUCUCCUUUCCUGGCCCUCCUCUCUUCUCCUCUCUUCUCUGUUACGACCAGGUCAUGUGGACCAUGUACAAAACGAAACAAUAAUAACAGAAAAAUAAUUUAUAGUAGUGUUAAAUCUCAAAGAAAAGUAUUUUUGUCCAAUGGUUUAUUUAGAUCUUAUCUCAUUCUUUUUUUUAAACAAAUACGAGCUUUGAAAUAUUUUUUGUCCAGACUGAUAUUUCUUUUUAAGUCCUUUUGUGUUCCAAAGUGCCCCGCAACCCCGAACAAAAAUAAUACUUUUUGAGGGAAUUUUAGUUUGUGGUCAAGACUGUAAAAUCACUAUGAAUUCGGCAAAAGAUGUGUUUCAUUUAGGAAAUCUGUUCCUAAGUAUUCCCAAGAAUAAAAAACAAAGAGAUACAGUGCCUUCGGAAAGUAUUCAGACCCCUUGUCUUUUUCCAUGUUACGUUACAGACUUUAAAAUAAAUCCUGAGCACACAAUAUCCCAUAAUGACAAAGUGAAAACAGUUUUUUAGAAAUGUUUGCAAAUGUAUUAAAAAAUAAAAACAGAAAUACCUUAUUUACAUAAGCCUUCAGACCCUUUGCUAUGAGACUCGAAAUUGAGCUCUGGUGCAUCCGGUUUCCAUUGAUUAUCUUUGAGAUGUUUUUACAACUUGAUUGGAGUCUACCUGUGGUAAAUUAAAUUGAUUGGACAUGAUUUAGAAAGGCACACACCUGACUAUGUCAAGUCCCACAGUUGACAGUGCAUGUCAGAACAAAAAGCAAGCAAUGAUGUCAAAGUAAUUGUUCGUAGACCCCCGACACAGGAUUGUGUCCUGGCACAGAUCUGGGGAAAGUUAACAAAAAAAUUCUGCAGCAUUGAAGAUCCCCAGGAACACAGUGGCCUCCACCAUUCUUAAAUGGAAGAAAUGUGGAACCACCAAGACUCUUCCUAGAGCUGGCCGCCUAGCCAAACUGAGCAAUCGGGGGAGAAGGGCCUUGGUCAGGGAGGUGACCAAGAACCCGGUGGUCACUCUGGCAGAGCUCCAGAAUUCUGUGGAGAUGGAAUAACCCACCAGAAGGACAACCAUCUCUGCAGCACUCCACCAAUCAGGCCUUUAUGGUAGAGUGGCCAGAUGGAAGACACUCCUCAAUAAAAGGCACAUGACAGCCUGCUUGGAGUUUGCCAAAAGGCACCUAAAGACCCCCCGACCAUGAGAAACAAGAUUCUCUGGUCUGAUGAAACCAAGAUUGAACUCUUUGGCCUUAAUGCCAAGCGCCACGUCUGGAGGAAACCUGGCACCAUCUGGAUGGAGAAGCUUGGUGGUGGCAAAGAGAUCCUUGAUCCUCUCCAGAGCGCUCAGGACAGACUGGGGUGAAGGUUCACCCUCCAACAGGACAACGACCCUAAGCACACAGCCAAGUCAACGCAGGAGUGGCUUCGGGACAAGUCACUGAAUGUCCUUGAGUGGCCCAGCCAAAGUCCGGACUUGAACCCAAUCAAACAUCUCUGGUGAGACCUGAAACCUGAGAGACCUGCAGCGACGCUCCCCAUCCAACCUGACAAAGCUUGAGAGGAUCUGCAGAGAAGAAUGCGAGAAGCACCCCAAAUACAGGUGUGCCAAGCUCGUAGCGUCAUACCCAAGGACACUCAAUGCUGCAAUUGCUGCCAAAGGUGCUUCAACAAAGUAAAGGGUAUGAAUACUUAUGUAAAUGUGAUAUUGAAUGGUUUUAUUUUUUUAUUAGCAAACAUUUCUAAACACCUAUGGGGUAUUGUGUGUAGAUUGAUGAGGGGGGGUGGGGGGUGAUUUAAUCAAUUUUAGAAUAAGGUUGUAACGUUACAAAAUGUGGAAAAAGUCAAGGGGUGUAAAUACUUAGCGAAGGCACUGUAUGUGACCGUGUCUCAAUGUAAUCAAGGUAUUGAAACGUAUUAUCAUUUUCAAAUACAAUCUUCUUUUGGGCUUAGUUGUGGUCAAUUUGCAGUGUACAAAUUAUCAUAGCAACGUUCCGGUCCCCAACCACCCGCUCUGACAAAAAUAGUCCCGCAGCAGAAUCGAGUUGCCUACUCCUGCCCUACCCCCCCCGGGCUGUUCAGUGUCAGUCCUGGAGGGCCGAAACACUUCUGCUUUUUCCUCCUCUCCCUAUAUAGUGCACUUUGUGAAAGCUAUUGGUACAUGAAACGCCUUAAGUAAGGAACACAUCUCUACUUUGUCCUUCAGACCCCCUAUUCCUGCAACAACAACAACAACAACAAAAGGCACGUCUUAUGAUACAGUAGAUUUGUAAAGGAAUAUAAAUAUAUUGUACAAAUACAUCACACAAAAUGUGUUAUGAACACUAAAUCAUGACCUGUAUGUGAAAAUAUACUAAUGAAAUGUAAGAUAGAUGUAUGCAUAUUUCAUUUUUUCCUCUAUAAAGUAUACAUGAGAUAUAUAGAUAUGUUUGAUCAGGUCAAGUACGAAAGAAGCCCGUUCCAAGGAGUGGGUGGUUGCAGCUAUAGUGUGUCUUAUAGGGCCUCGGGGCAGGGAGAGACUGCACACUAUGCUGUGAGUUGCACCAUAAGCAGAUGAAAUACAAAUCCAGUUUCCUUUCUUCUUCUUCUUCUUGACCUGUACUUUAUCCAGGUUUUUGGAAACAGACCCGGUCGGGAUUGACGUUUGCUUUAGUGCUUCACCAAUAAUGUUGAAUCGACGUUGAAACGACGACCUAUGUUGGUUGUGUGUCGCUUUGCGUUCAGGACCCUUGCCAUGGCUGGUCUGAUAGCCCUGUAGCACAAGGGGAGAGAGAGAGAGUUGCGUUGUUGAACACGAUCUUAUACUAUACACUGGACUGGUGUGUGUUAUAAUGUGACCUCACAGGUUAGAAUCAUACGCUUUUUCUUAAAACUCUCCUGUUUGCUAAUUCAUGUCAAAGAAGCAUGCCGCAUAAAGACUGUGACCCCCCACUUCGCUUCGAGGCAUCUAUCUCUCCUCUCCUCUUUUUUCCCUCUCGCCUUCUCCCUCAUUCCCUCUCUCUAUUGAAUGUGAAGAUGCUACUCAAACACACGGUUGGUCUUAAUGUGGGGUCUAGACCCUAAUGUGGGGUCUAGACCGAUUGUCCCUGAAUGAUCCUAUAGCUACUGUUCCCGCUUGCUCCCACCACCCCGCAGACAUUUUCAACACAUCUAUAUUUUGUAUAUUUUUGUAAUUCAUUUUUCUUACCUUUACAGAUGAGUUAGGGUUGAAAAAUCUGCAUGCUUCAUUUUGGCGCUGUAACGAAUGGUAGCGACCCACUGCGUCACCAUUUCAAAAAAAUAAAAAAAUAAUAUGUUUCCAAUGUAGGAAGAUGAUGGAAUGUUGUUUUUAUGAGUUGCUGCAGACAUGAAUGAUAUGUGAUUUAUAUAUCAUAUAAAUAUAUGACAAUGAUGAGUGUAUCAAGAGGCUGGACAGCCUUGGAGACGAGAGUGUAGAUAAAUUGUUCACAAUAUUUUUUAAAUAAUGUUAAAAAGAGAGCCUUUUUUUGUAAAUGUACCUUGUGUUCAAUAAUAUUGCUGUAUCGAUUGAUAUUACUGUAUCAUGGAUAUUGUAAAUAGCUCAAGCAGCCAACUGUCCUGUUCAGUUAGAUCUCCAGGUUUUAGUGCAAUCCUCUAAUCCCCGCCACAUUCAGUACACUCUUUUUUUUAUCAAGGGAAAAACACUUCAAGAGUAUAUUGCAAAAAAAUGUAAAUGACUAUGUUGACUCUGAGAGGUUUUGGAUGAUGUCUGGCCUGUAGAGGUCAGAGAGAGUCCAAAUGUCCAGCGACCUAUGACCCAAUCAGGUGUGGUGAGAGAGAAACACAAGCACAAAACCCCAUUUGUCAUCAGCCCAGCUCAUCAGCCCAGUUUUAAGCAUUGAUAGAGCUGGAUCCAAACCGUAUCGGAUUUAAAUUCAAAGGCAAUGUUCCCAGCGUUCGCAGAGACUUACUUACGUUCCUUCAAGGAGCUCCCUUGUGGGUUCCAGUAUAGAGCUUGCCUGGUGAUGUUGGAGGGGAACUUUCGGAGGGUGUGACCGAUCCAUCAUCCUCUUCUCCUCCGGAUCUCGUCUUCCACCGGAACCUGGCUGAUGCGCUCCCACGGGUCAAUGCUACGGACUCUACCCAUCCAUCUGAUGUGAAGGAUGCGUCGCAGGCACUAGUUUAUGAAGCUCUGAGUUGUUGUCAUUGUGGGUUUUGUUGUCCUCCAUUUGUCUGAGCCAUACAGCCAUCACUGACUUAACAUUGGUGUUGAAAGGGUUUGCGUUUUCAUUUUCCUGGAGCUCCAGAUGGGAGAUGAAGGCUACUCUUGCUUUUUGAAUUCUGCCUUUACAUCCUGCUCGGUUUCGCCUUGUUUGGUGAUGACGCAUCACAGAUCGGUGAAGGAACUGGCAUCCUCCAGGGGUUCUUUUUCUGAGGGUGAUUGGUUUGUUAGAUUCAUCGUUGAUCGUUAUCUUGGUUUUGUUUUCUGUGGAUAUGGAGUCUUGGCUGGGAUGAUGUGGUGUCCAGGUCUGACGUUUUAUCUUGCAUUUGCUGUUGACUGAGCGACAGGAGUGCUCCUCCGCAAAGUUGAGGUCGUCCAACUGUGUCCAAAGAGACCAUUGUAUGCCAUGUCACCUGUUCUCGGUUGUCUUCCUCAUGACCCAGUCAAUGUCUAACAGGAAAAGGAAGGGUGACAGGAGACAUCCCUGUUUUUCUCCAGUCAGGAGUCUGAAGGGUGUGCUAAGCUUGUCUGCAUGCACAACCCUGCAUGUUAUGCCAUUAUAGGUAGUGCAGAUCAUUCUGACAAGCUUCUCUGGUCUGAGGAUCCUUCAUAGGGCGUCUCUGUCUAAGCUGUCAAAUGCUUUCUCAUAGUCCCAGAAGUUGACAUACAGGGAUGAGUUUCAGACAAUUGGUUGCUCGAAUGUAACGCGGAGCGUGGCACAUUCGCGGAAACUGCAUUUACCCGUAAACGCUGCACAUGUCAGCGCAAUUGGAAAUGAUCUAGACAUUUUAGCGUGGAUCUUCCGCGACACGGAUUGACUCCAGCCCCUAGUCUACGUUCCAUAAACACACCCCUGUCUUUUGGAUUGCAAACGUGUGCACUCCUGGCUUGAUCAGCCAUGUCAGGUAGUGUAUUACUGAGCGCAGUACUCAAAUAAAUUUGCUCUCUCAAUUUACUUGAAUUGUGUAUUUUAUGUCCAGCAUUUUGAUGAGAAAAGACAUUACUGACUGUUGUAGAGAGGACUAAAUGAAGUCAAGACUUCCGUCUUUAGGGAUGUGUCCUCUGUAUAGUCUCUACCUCUAAACUGAAACAGGAAAUGGAAAAUGCCAACUCUCCCAAAUCAGCUAGUUUAAUACUAGUAUAAACUGUCAUUAUCAAUUUGUGUUACCAGUGCCACAUAGCAUAAUGCCACUUCCACAGAAAUAGGCAAUGCAAUGUCCUUCAUUUGGCUAUCAAUUCUAAACCCUCUUGUCUGUUUCUGGUCACGUCCCACCGUUGUUCCACCUUCGUUAAGUUGUUAAAGAAUGUAGGAGAGGAGAGUCAGAGAGAGAAUGAUGAUGAUGUCUCUGUAGCCACACACACAAUUAUAUAGUACAUACAGUGCAGUUACAGCCAGUGGAGAAAAAAAAUACUAUAAACUAAAUAUAUAUCUAUAAAUAAAGUAAAAGAUGUAUGUUUUCUAAUAUCUUGUAGAAAAUGCUUUUGUAAUGAUGUUGAAAGUAAAGUAUUGGCUGGAUUCUGCUUCCUUUGGACAACAGUGACAAAAACAAUAAUGUACAGAGGAAUUUGUUUGUGUUGACGAUAUAUAUAUAUAUAUAUAUAUAAUGUGGCUGUGCAAUUUAAGUACAUUUGCAACUAGACUUAUUAAAGUUUUAUUUACCUAU
This is a messenger RNA of Oncorhynchus masou masou (cherry salmon), 10285 nucleotides long. Its product is annotated as disabled homolog 2-interacting protein-like. The coding region runs from base 471 to 4040 and encodes 1189 amino acids. The record is from RefSeq and is a predicted model, not a curated record. NCBI's taxonomy places the organism in Eukaryota, Metazoa, Chordata, Actinopteri, Salmoniformes, Salmonidae. Gene Ontology annotation, biological process: regulation of GTPase activity. The transcript has 16 exons.